GCUAAACAGUGCCGAGCCUGCCGGAAGAGAAGAAGAGGAGCUACGCUGCUGCCCGCCCCCUUGUGUCCGCAGGAGGAACUGCAGUAACCGGGCUGUGACAGCUGCCCCGGUCCCCGGUGUCCCUUCAUCCAUCUCAGUCCGUAAACAACGCGCUGGUUGAUCAAUUGCUUUAUAGGUUAAAGGCCGUUUCAUCGAAAUGUCGUCUAACGAUUAUUCCCAAACGUCUGCCCAGGGCUAUGGGUCCUACGGUGGAGGAGGUGGUGGUGGUGGUGGUGGAGGCGGUGGCGGUGCUAACCAGGGCUAUGGUCAGUCUUCUGGUCAGAGCUAUAGCCAGCAGGGCUAUGGAGGCUACAACCAGAGCUCUGACAGCAGCUCCGGCUCCUACAACCAGGGAGGAUAUAGCAGCUAUGGUCAGCCCCCGUCAGGAGGAUACAGCUCUCCGCCCUCUAACCAGGGUGGCGGCAGCGGCAGCAGUGGUGGUUAUAAUCAUUCCAGUCAGCCCUAUAGCUCUGGAGGCUACAACAGCAGCAACCAGCCUUCCAACAUGAGCUACAACCAGCAGUCAUCAUUCUCUGGGUACAGCCAGCAGCCGCCUUCCUCUUCCUCCUCUGCAGGAUAUGAAGGUAACUCGCAGGCCCCUGGCUACAACCAGCCACCGAGCAGUGGACAGAGUGGAGGUGGUUACGGCAGCAGUGGCGGUCAGACUGGUGGCUAUGGGGGCAGCGGGAGCCACCAACAACCACCCCAACACGGAGGAGGAGGUCACUACAACCAGCCUCCAAGCUACAACUCCCCCCCUCCACAGAGCUACAGUCAGCAGAGCCAGUAUGGCCAAGGUGGAGGAUAUGGAGACGAAAGCCCACCAUUGAGCGGAGGAGGAGGUGGAGGGUAUGACAGUCCUGAUGGAGGUUACUUGGGUCAGGAUGGCCGUGGUGGCAGGGGCCGUGGGGGUGGAUUUGGAGGUCGCGGUGGUGGCGGAUAUGAUCGCGGUUUUGACCGAAGCAGCCGAGGUGGACCAAGAGGAAGAGGAGGCAUGGGAAUGGCCGAUCGUGGAGGAUUCAGUAAGUUUGGUGGACCAAGAGACCCGGGACAUGGAGGACCCAGCUUCAUGCAAGACCAGGAUAACUCUGAUAAUAACACCAUCUUCGUGCAAGGCCUGGGAGAUGACUACACUGUUGAUUCGGUGGCAGACUUUUUUAAGCAGAUUGGGAUCAUUAAGGUCAACAAGAAGACCGGCCUGCCCAUGAUCAACCUGUACACAGACAGAGAGACGGGGAAGCUGAAGGGCGAGGCCACGGUUUCCUUCGAUGACCCCCCCUCAGCUAAGGCUGCCAUUGACUGGUUUGAUGGUAAGGACUUUAAUGGAAAUCCUAUCAAGGUGUCUUUUGCCACCCGCAGAGCUGACUUUGGAGGCCGAGGUGGCAUGAGGGGAGGUCGAGGACGAGGAGGGCCGAUGGGUCGUGGUGGUGGAUUUGGAGGGGGACGAGGUGGAGGUUUCCCAGGAGGCAAUGGGGGCGGCGGCGGUGGAGGAGGAGGAGGCAGCGGUGGCGGAGGAGGUGGAGGAGGAGGACAACAAAGAGCCGGAGACUGGAAGUGUUCAAACCCCAACUGUGGCAACCUGAACUUCUCGUGGCGUAACGAGUGUAACCAGUGCAAGGCCCCUAAACCUGAGGAUGCUGGUGGGAUGCCCCCAAUGGAAAGAGGAGGUUACGGCGGAGAGCGUCGAGGGGGGUUUGAUCGGGGCGGUUUCAGAGGCCGAGGUGGUGACCGCGGCGGCUUCAGAGGGGGCCGAGGAGGCGACCGGGGAGGAGACCGUGGAGGAUACGGCCCUGGAAAGAUGGACGCAAGGUCAGACGCACUCAAACGAACGGCCCUCUUUGGCUGUCAUGCAUUUAGCUUGGGUGACCACAGACAGGAGCGGCGGGGCCGUCCGUACUAGGUCAUCUGUCGUAGGACAGCCCUUGUCCACGCUGCGCCCAGCCCAAACUUUCACCUUUUUAUAUAACUCUGUUAACUUUGAUCCACUUAAUUCAGUGUGUAGACAAUGUGAUUAUCCCUGUGGUUUGUGUUUGCUCUAGUACAUGUAACUCACUUCGUUCACGUCUAUCCACAUUCCCUUCUCGCUCAGUGGGGCCUCAUUUAGAAAAAAACAAUCAAAUCUUUAGGGGAUAUAGGGAAAUAUUCUCACCAGCAUCAUCAGAAUCAGAAAUAUAAAAUAUAGAAGAAUAACGAUUAACACUUCACAACAAAUAUGUGCAAUAUGCCGGGGAUGUACAAUGAUGAGAAAUUAAAUAAUGUUUACAUGAGACAGCUGUAUAACUUUACAUGGUUCUUGAAACUAGUUAUUACUUAUACAGGGAAGAUGGUUUUAAGUCUCAUUUACACCACAUUUAAUUGAAUUAUAUUGAAUUUUCAGGCGUGGGCCAAGGGACACGUAUUUUUGUUUCUGGUGUGGAUCCAUUAAAGGGAAUUCUUAGCA
This is a messenger RNA of Micropterus dolomieu (smallmouth bass), 2479 nucleotides long. It is a transcript of the gene fus, whose product is annotated as FUS RNA binding protein. The record is from RefSeq and is a predicted model, not a curated record. Gene Ontology annotation, cellular component: nucleus. Bases 197 to 1939 code for a protein of 580 amino acids. Gene Ontology annotation, molecular function: transcription coregulator activity; RNA binding. Lineage: Eukaryota; Metazoa; Chordata; Actinopteri; Centrarchiformes; Centrarchidae. The transcript is spliced from 15 exons. Gene Ontology annotation, biological process: regulation of DNA-templated transcription.